Molecule: messenger RNA, 375 nt
Organism: Spirometra erinaceieuropaei
Lineage: Eukaryota; Metazoa; Platyhelminthes; Cestoda; Diphyllobothriidea; Diphyllobothriidae
Source: the annotation of a GenBank genome assembly
AUGGUGUCCCACAGACUCCAGACAGGCGGUGUGGACGUGCAAGUGAAAAAACGCUGCAGUGGAAAUAACGACAUUUUGGACCGCAACGAAUGGAAGAACUUCUCUGCGAACAAAGCUGUCUACGGUCCGCCGACGAAGGGCACUGCUCCUCUCCUCAGCGCCGACGGCAACACACUCCUGACUGAGAAGACGCAAAUACUACAGCAAUGGGCCGAGCAUUUCCGAGGCGUCCUCAACGGCCCCUCCGUCAUCUCCGACGCCACCAUCGAGCGUUUGCCGCAAGUGGAGACCAACGUGGAUCUCGACCUCUCGCCAUCUCUCCAGGAGACCAUCAGGGCCGUGCAGCAACUCUCCAGCGGCAAAGCACCCGGAUAG